Cyprinus carpio (common carp) is the source of this 2876-nucleotide messenger RNA. RefSeq names its product gastrula zinc finger protein XlCGF8.2DB-like. Gene Ontology annotation, molecular function: DNA-binding transcription factor activity, RNA polymerase II-specific; RNA polymerase II cis-regulatory region sequence-specific DNA binding. The transcript has 4 exons. NCBI's taxonomy places the organism in Eukaryota, Metazoa, Chordata, Actinopteri, Cypriniformes, Cyprinidae. The record is from RefSeq and is a predicted model, not a curated record. Gene Ontology annotation, biological process: regulation of DNA-templated transcription. Bases 420 to 1508 code for a protein of 362 amino acids.
GCAGCAAAAGGAAAAAAAAUGGGAGCCGGCUCUCACUCGAUGCGAAAUAAAUCUAUGCGAGCCGGCUCUUCUGAUUCACUACAAAGCAUCGGCUCUCAGAGCCGCAUCUAUUGCGCAUGACACAUGACUACCGUUUGCAAACGGAGUUCGCCUGACGAGAGAGAGAGUUACAAUCGCGGUAGGAUCCGGGUUUUUCACUCUACACCAGGAGUUGGUAAAAUGGUAAAAAUGGAAGGAAACGUUUAGAUGAUUCACAAACAAAACAGCAAUAAAUCUGCUUUUCCUUAUACACAUCAAUCCAUUUUAUGUGAAGCUCCUCCCACAACAACUCACUAAAGAAGCUCCUCCCACAGCAAUUCCCUGAUAUAUGCCACAAGUCUACAAGUGAAGAAGACAGUUCAUGAAAGAACAGUGAGAACAUGAGUGAUCCAGAACCUUGCAGAUUGGAACAUGAAGAUUCUGAAGAACAAAGAGAUCUGAUGGAAGAGAACGAGGAGAGCGAAGAUCUGAGUGAAGCGGAGCAGAAACAUCAUCUCUCUCAGACUAAAAGCAAAUACUUACAGAGAAGAACAGCAAAAAAGCAAAAAAAGCCCACUUGUCCUCAGUGUGGAAAGAGUUUCCUAAACCUUAAACUUCACAUGAUCGUUCAUAGUGAAGAGAAACCACACAGAUGUGAUCAAUGUGGGAAGAGUUUCGCACAAAAAGGAACCCUUAAGGGACACAUGAAGAUCCACACUGGAGAGAAGCCUUACACGUGUGAUCAAUGUGGAGGGACUUUCACUCAAAACAAUGCUUUAAAGGAUCACAUGAGAAUUCAUACCGGAGAGAAGCCUUUUACAUGUGGUCAGUGCGGGAAGAGUUUUGCCUACAAAAAAGUUUUAAAAGUUCACAUGAGAAGUCAUAGUGGAGUGAAGCCAUACACAUGUGAUCAAUGUGGAAAGAGUUUCACAUUCAAAAUAACCUUAACUCAACACAUGAGGAUCCACACUGGAGAGAAGCCAUAUACUUGUGAUCAGUGUUGGAAGAGUUUUGCAAAUCCAAGCAAUUUUAAAUCACAUCUGACCACUCAUUCUGGAGUAAGACCAUAUAACUGUGAUCAGUGUGGAAAAAGCUUUUCUGGGGCAAAAUCCCUGAAGAACCACAUGACAGUUCAUACAAAGGAGGAACCUCACAAGUGUUCUUUCUGUGAAAAGAGUUUUGGUCAGCUGCGACAUUUAAAAAAUCACCUGGAAAGACACAGCGGUGCGAAGAAUCAUAUGUGCUUUGAUUGUGGAAAGACCUUUAUUAGAAAUGCCGAACUUAAACUACACCAGAGAAAUCACACUGGAGAAAAACCUUACAAGUGUUCACACUGUGACAAGAGAUUUGCUCAAAUUGGAGCUUGGAAAAGACAUGAAAGGACCCACACUGGAGAGAAGCCAUAUCACUGCUCUUCAUGUGGGAAAAGUUUCACUCAAUCAUGUUCUCUUCUCCGUCAUACAAAAAACAUAUGUCUGAAAUCACAUUAAGUAGUUUAUGUUCAGGUCCUGCACUUCAAGUGCAAUGCUACAUUCUCAUUAAACUUGACACAAUAAUAUGUCGAGCAAUAAAAUCUCUAAUUCAUAAAAUCUUCAAGUCUUAACCCGCCACAGUAAGCGACAAGACAAGCAAACACCCUGAGUUGUCAAAGCAAAUAAAGUUCAUCUUUAAAAAUAACAGUUUUAAGAUUGAUAUUGAGAUUAACUCAGACAUUGAGUUUCUCCCAAAAAAGAACAAUAUCUAAGAUUUUUUUUUUUCUCAUAUAUCAUAUGUUUUAAAUUAAAUCAUUGAUUGCCAUUAUUGAUUGUAUCAACCACCUUUUAUUGUGUUCUGAUUCUAUGGAGAUCCUAAAGGCACAUGGUAUGAGAUCAAAAGAAAAUGUGCUAGUGUUCGUUUUAAGCCUGUGUAUAAAGACUGAGUAGCUCCUACGUUAUUGCAAAUGGGUUAUGAAUGAAUUAAUAAAGCUGGAAUUAAAACUCAUCUUGUAUGAUCUCUUAUUGUACUGGCCUGGCAGUGCAGACAGAGACACUGGCACUGUGGUUUACACGAUCAAGUCAUAUUUGAAGCAGUUACCUUAAGCGCUGUGAGAGAGCGGCAAAUACGAGACACCACCAUUCGAGUCAUCAUAAGCUGGUAUAAACUGAUACUGAUCAAAAGCCUAUCAGUCAGAGCUUUCCUAAAAUCUUUCAUUAAACUCUUCUUCAAAGUUUUUAGAAAGACAUAAAUUAUUUUCACAAAGAAAACUUACUUUUGUCUAAUCUUUUUUUAAAAUGGUGAAACGCUAGCAUGAAUUUAGACAUGUAUAUAGCUAUAUUUUAAAAACCUGUUGUAUUUUGGGUCCUCCAUGUUCAUGUAGGGCUUUUUAACUAUUUCCCCACCAUUGACAGAGUUUUCUGUCAAUUAUGACCCAACACUUCCCUGCCAUUUUCAGCAGUGCAGGUUUUUACUGUUAUAUGGUGGAGGCGCUAUAUAUUACACGUCUUCUGAAAAUAACUGAAUUUCUGGCUCAAAACACAAGUGAAAAGAAGCAGAAACGGUCUCAGUUGGAGGAAUAGUCAGGUGUUGAUGUUCUUUCCAUUACAUGAACAUAGAGGAAUAAAGACCCCUUUGAAUUGGUUUUGUGGAUGCAGAACAACACCAAGAAUCAGAGAGAGAGAAAAUAUGCCUGGGAGAGGAAUAGUUGUAAGAGGGAGAGGAGUAGUUGGAUCAGAAAAAGGGAGAAGAAGAGGUAACAAGGAAGCAGAAACAAGUGAUAGAGUCAUGUUGAAGUCUUUGACAAAAACACAGCUUUCUCAGCCUUUUGCUCAAAAUGUUGCUUUUUAAAUAAAACUUACAUGCAAAAAAAAAAAAAAAAAAAA